Molecule: messenger RNA, 1214 nt
Organism: Brienomyrus brachyistius
Lineage: Eukaryota; Metazoa; Chordata; Actinopteri; Osteoglossiformes; Mormyridae
Gene: eif2b2
Product: eukaryotic translation initiation factor 2B, subunit 2 beta
Exons: 8
Coding region: 112-1179 (355 amino acids)
Biological process (GO): translational initiation
Cellular component (GO): eukaryotic translation initiation factor 2B complex
Molecular function (GO): translation initiation factor activity; guanyl-nucleotide exchange factor activity
Source: RefSeq, a predicted model, not a curated record
CAAUCACAUGACCCGGAAGUCUGUAUACGUACGUACACACCGACUUAAUAAUUCCGGGUAACGAAUUGGUCAGCUAAGUGAUAUAUUUGCGAACACGUCUGCUGGAAAAAUAUGCCGGGAGGUGACAGGGAAAGCGACCUUUCUGAGCGAACAGAGGCUUUCUUGGUUGAGCUAAAGCGGAGUGGCAGCGGAGCAGGACCAUUCCGCGCCUCGGUGGAAACCGCCAAAGAGACAGCAGCGUUACUGCGAAAGAUUACCGCGCAGGCACGAUGGAGCAGUGCAGGCGAUCUUAUGGAAAUCGUGCGCAAGGAGGGGAGGAGAAUGACAGCUGCCCAGCCGUCAGAGACCACUGUAGGGAGCAUGGUGCGGAGGGUACUAAAGAUCAUCAGAGAGGAGUACGCAAGGUCUCGGGGGAGCAGAGAGGAGACGGAUCAACAGGAAUCUUUACACAAGCUUUUGACCUCAGGAGGCCUGAAUGAAGACAAUUUCAGGCAACAUGUCAAAGACCUUAGAUUAAACGUCAUAGAGGCCAUAAACGAACUGCUUACAGAACUUGACAUAACUACGGAGAACAUCGCCAUGCAGGCUCUAGAGCACAUCCACUCCAAUGAGGUCAUCAUGACCAUCGGCCGCUCGCGCACCGUCGAGGCAUUCUUGAAAGACGCCGCACGCAAGCGCAAGUUUCACGUCAUUGUGGCUGAGUGUGCUCCUUUCUGCCAAGGUCACGAAAUGGCAACCAGUCUUUCAAAAGCUGGCAUUGAGACAACAGUCAUUCCUGAUGCAGCGAUAUUUGCUGUGAUGUCUCGAGUGAACAAGGUCAUAAUCGGCACGCAGACAGUGCUGGCCAACGGGGGCCUACGGGCUGUGAAUGGGACUCAUACCUUGGCCCUAGCAGCCAAACAUCACUCCACCCCCCUGAUCGUCUGUGCUCCCAUGUUCAAGCUGUCCCCGCAGUUCCCGAACGAAGAAGACACGUUCCACAAAUUCGUCUCCCCACAGGAAGUGCUUCCAUUCACUGAAGGGGAGAUCCUGUCCAAGGUGAACGUGCAUUGCCCCGUGUUCGACUACGUGCCUCCUGAGCUCAUCACCCUCUUCAUUUCCAACAUCGGUGGCAAUGCCCCCUCCUACAUCUACCGCCUGAUGAGUGAGCUCUACCACCCAGAGGACCACGAGCUCUGAUUCUCCCUGUAAAUAAAAGACCAUAUUUAAUUCUG